This is a messenger RNA of Cannabis sativa, 1378 nucleotides long. Its product is annotated as DAR GTPase 2, mitochondrial. Gene Ontology annotation, cellular component: mitochondrion. Bases 57 to 1196 code for a protein of 379 amino acids. The record is from RefSeq and is a predicted model, not a curated record. The transcript is spliced from 8 exons. Lineage: Eukaryota; Viridiplantae; Streptophyta; Magnoliopsida; Rosales; Cannabaceae. Gene Ontology annotation, molecular function: GTP binding; GTPase activity.
GAAUUAACUAGAGACGAAGGAGAAGGAGAGUGUCUGGUGUUUCGAGCUUUGGAAAAAUGGCUACUGUUGUUCGUUUAGCUAAAGAAAUAAUCGGUAGAAGACGAGCAAUGGUGAAAUCUAGUCGUCGAAACACUGAGCCAACAACACGCCGAGGAAGCUGGUACGACACUCAUAUGGCUGCCGCCUCUCGCGCCAUAGCUCAACGAAUCCCAUUGGUCGAUCUGGUUCUCGAAAUCAGAGACGCAAGGAUUCCAUUGUCUUCCGAGUAUGAGCUGUUGAGGAAAUUCAACUCUUCUUCAAGACGAAUUGUAGUGUUGAACAAGAUAGAUCUUGCUAACCGGUCACAAACCAAAGAAUGGUUGAGCUAUUUUGAGCAAAACAACUGUAUUUGUUAUGGAGUUAAUGCUCAUAAUAAGGACAGCAUCAGACAGUUUUUGAACUUCUUACAAUCUCGAGUUAGAGAAUUGAGGAAGAAAGAUAAUUCUUUUACGACAACAUUGUUGUUGGUUGGGAUUCCUAAUGUUGGUAAAUCAGCUCUUGCCAACUCUCUGCAUCAAAUUGGGAGGACAAGUGCUGCAGAGAGGGGAAGAUUAAAACAUGCAACAGUGAGUCCACACCCUGGUGAGACAAAAGACAUAAGCAGCCUAAAGAUUGGAAGCCACCCGAAUAUUUAUGUAUUGGAUACUCCUGGAAUUUUGCCCCCUGAGAUUUCUGAUGAUGAGGUCUGCUUAAAGCUAGCUUUAACAGGAGCAAUUAGCAACUUUUUUGGUGGAGAAAAAGAACUUGCUCAAUAUUUUCUUACUAUUUUAAAUUUGAGUGAAGAAUACAAGAGAUGGUCAAAGUUUAUCCACAAUGAAAAUGAGAUAACAUUGACAAACCAUGAAUCAGAUUGCUCAAGUGGCUUUGAAAAAAACCUGAAACAAAGAAGGCAAUAUCCCACAGAUCAUACACAGGAUUUAAUGGUGAACGAUGUUCGUCAAACUCUCUUUGAGAUAAUUUCAUCUUUUGAUGGCAACAUGGAAGAUGAAAAGGACUUGAGGAGACUUAUUGAAGCAGAGACCAUAGCCUUACAGAAAGCUUUCAAAAUUCCUGAGGAGUUGUAUAAUGAGGAUGGUCACUGCAAAGUAGCUGGUAAGUUAUUGAAUCUUUACCGUACUGGGCGGCUUGGACACUACACUCUAGAUUCCAUCACUUGAAAACGAAAAUGGAGAUUAUACUUUGUGUAUAUAAAACAAUAUUUAUAUUAUCUUCAAACCUUUUGAUUUGGGUGGAGAAGAUGUUUAGUUUGAAACUUGAAAUCAUGAUGUUCCUACAAAAUGUUAUGGUAGGAAUGUAGAGUUUUUCAUGGUUUUAAGUAGUAGUUAUGGAAAAUGAAAAA